UUAUAUAUAUCCAUCCAAAAGUUGAACAAAUUCCUUCCAUCCAACACAAGAGCAUUACAUUAACUAGUUAAUCAUGUAUAAAACAGUAGCAGGCUCUACCGACUGCCAACCAACACCUCCUCCGCCACCGCAACCUCCCGUCGAAUGGUCCACCGGGCUAUAUGAUUGCUUCUCUGACUACAACAAUUGUUGCCUAACGUACCGGUGUCCAUGUAUAACAUUUGGUCGAAUUGCAGAGAUUGUUGACAAGGGAUCCACUUCUUGUGGUGCUAGUGGUUUCUACUUUGUUCUACUUGGGGGCUUAUACUCAGCCAACUACCGGACAAAGAUAAGAUCUCAGUACAAUUUGAAAGGAAAUAAUUGGUUGGAUUGCUUGACUCAUUGCUUCUGCAAUAAAUGCGCAUUGUGCCAAGAGUACCGUGAGCUUGAAAAACAAGGAUUUAACAUGAAGAUCAGUAUAAUGGUGGCAUGGAAAUGUUGAGCAACAGACAAUAGGAGUAGCCAUGACUUCAACCGCUCCAACAGUGGAACAGGGCAUGACCCGUUGAAAUGAGGAUGUGUGCAUGCAUGCAUGUGAUGAAGUUCUUAAUUCAUACAAGUUUGUUGUGUUUUUUUUUUGUUUUUGUUUGAGAACAAGCAAAUUAUAUUAAUAGAAAAGAUAAAUCAUGAGAACAAUUCUCUCAUGUGGAUUGGUUAAUAAAGACUAUAAAAGAUACAACAUGGAUCCCGAUCAUGAGAACAAUCCUCACAAGUUUGUUGU
Molecule: messenger RNA, 760 nt
Organism: Lotus japonicus
Lineage: Eukaryota; Viridiplantae; Streptophyta; Magnoliopsida; Fabales; Fabaceae
Product: protein PLANT CADMIUM RESISTANCE 3-like
Exons: 4
Coding region: 74-481 (135 amino acids)
Source: RefSeq, a predicted model, not a curated record